Messenger RNA from Alternaria atra, 1893 nucleotides. RefSeq lists its product as uncharacterized. The transcript has a single exon. Gene Ontology annotation, molecular function: oxidoreductase activity, acting on the CH-OH group of donors, NAD or NADP as acceptor; NAD+ binding. NCBI's taxonomy places the organism in Eukaryota, Fungi, Ascomycota, Dothideomycetes, Pleosporales, Pleosporaceae. Gene Ontology annotation, biological process: fatty acid metabolic process. The record is from RefSeq and is a predicted model, not a curated record. The coding region runs from base 1 to 1893 and encodes 630 amino acids.
AUGUCGAAUACACAAAUACGAGCUGCAUCUAGCAGUACCCAACCACAAUGGUCGGCACCAGAUACAUCAUCGAGACCAAUCGCCGUUUUGGGUGGAGGAGUCUUGGGUCGACGAAUUGCUGCUUCCUGGGUAGCUGCUGGCUACGAAGUUGUUUUAUGCGAUCUUAGCGACGAGCAGAGAAACGCUGCAACACACUACAUCGAACACCACAUGGAUGAAUUUUCGAAACUUACCGGAAAUGCUCGAAAACGAAGCGAAUUUACCACGGUCAAAGAUAUUGAAGAGGCGGUCAAGAAUGCAUGGUUGGUGGUUGAAGCGCUGCCGGAGAAGCUUCCAUUGAAGAUCGAAAUCAUGGCCCAGCUACAACAACAAACACCAAAGGAUUGCAUUUUGGCUUCCAACUCAUCAUCGUACAAGUCGCGGCUUAUGCUCGAUAAGGUGGAUGCGGGUAACCGACAUCGAGUGUGCAACAUGCAUUAUUACAUGCCACCGGGCAAUAACGUUGUCGAACUCAUGACCUGCGGAGAGACGCAUGGAGAUAUCUUGCCUUUCCUGCAAAGCAAGCUACAGGAUGCGGGUAUGCAGCCGGCUAUUGCGCGCAAGGAAUCGACAGGCUUCAUCUUCAAUCGAUUGUGGGCUGCCAUCAAGAGGGAGAGUUUGCUCAUCAUGGCGGAGGGCGUAUCGGAGCCGGAAGAGAUUGACAGACUGUUCCUUACAAUGUUCAAGGAUAACCCGGUUGGACCUUGCGGUAUGAUGGACGCGGUAGGCUUGGACACAGUUGCGUUCAUCGAGAACAACUAUGUUCAGGAGCGCGGUGGCGAUCCCACAGCGCGCGACUGGGUUCAAAAGAAUUUUGUCGAGAAGGGGAAGCUAGGUGCAAAAUCUGGAAAGGGUGGUUUAUAUCCCGCCGGCGAGACUACUCGAAGCUCCAAGGAUGAGAGCGGUCAUCACGACAACCUUGCGGCGCCCAGACUGUACUUCUUGGACAUUGGCAUUGGAGGAAACGUCACCGAUUUGCAGAAGGUUGUCACAUCUGGAAAGAUUAUGACAGCUUCGGCGGACGGAAGUAAUGUGCGUGAGAUUGUCGGCGGACAAGCCAUGCCAGAUGGUAUCGACGUAUCCAUCUCUGCUGGUCGAAUUUUCUGGACCAACAUGGGUGCCUCUCCGGCUAAGAAUAACGGCAGUGUCAUGUCUGCAAACCUUGACGGCUCUGAUGUUCGACCUGUCAUUCCGGAAGGUCAGAUUCACACACCCAAGCAGCUCAAGAUCGACCACGACAACAAGAAGUUAUACAUCUGUGACCGGGAAGGCCUACGAGUUCACCGAUGUGAUUUUGACGGCGGCAACCACGAGAUCAUCGUACAGACGGGCGUUGCCGGCUCAGCAGACGGAGAAGACCAAACGAAGUGGUGCGUUGGUAUCGCUGUUGACCCCCAGGCAGGAAAGUUCUACUGGUCUCAGAAGGGUCCUUCCAAAGGUGGCAAAGGUCGCAUCUUCCGCGCAAAUAUGGAGAUUCCAGCCAACGAGACAGCAUCUUCCCGCUCCGAUAUCGAAUUGCUAUUCGAAAACCUUCCCGAGCCAAUCGAUCUUGAGUUCGAACCUGAUAGCGAAACACUGUAUUGGACAGACCGCGGCGAAUACCCGCUGGGCAACACGCUGAACAAAGCGUAUGUAGGUGUCGACGCCGAGACGAAGGAGAAGAGGGGUGUCAUAACCUUAGCCAGACAUUUCCACGAGCCGAUUGGACUGAAGAUCGAUGCCGUGAAUCGACAUGUUUACUUGACGGAUCUGGGAGGUACAGUGUAUAGGUUUGAUAUGGACGGAGGUAAAAAGAAGAAGAUCUAUGAGACGGAUAGCGCGUACUCUGGUAUCGCACUUGCGCAUUUGCACUGA